Messenger RNA from Tetrahymena thermophila SB210, 975 nucleotides. RefSeq names its product cyclic nucleotide-binding domain protein. Gene Ontology annotation, biological process: activation of GTPase activity; nucleocytoplasmic transport. Gene Ontology annotation, cellular component: perinuclear region of cytoplasm; nucleus; cytosol. NCBI's taxonomy places the organism in Eukaryota, Ciliophora, Oligohymenophorea, Hymenostomatida, Tetrahymenidae. Gene Ontology annotation, molecular function: GTPase activator activity; small GTPase binding. The record is from RefSeq and is a predicted model, not a curated record. The transcript is spliced from 11 exons.
AUGAAACUUUACCUUGCUGACCAUUAAAUUGGUGAUGAAGGUGCAUCAGGCUUAGGUUCUGGUUUAGCAAAUUGCAUUAAUCUCUAAAAUUUGACACUUUACCUUCGUCGCAAUUAAAUUGGUGCAAUGGGUGCAUCAGGCUUAGGUUCUGCAUUAGCAAAUUGUAUUAAUCUCUCAAAUUUGACACUUGACCUUUUUGAAAAUUAAAUUGGUAAUGAAGGUGCAUCAGACUUAGGUUCUGGUUUAGCAAAUUGCAUUAAUCUCUCAAAUUUGACACUUGUCUUUUAUAAGAAUUAAAUUGGCGACGAAGGUGCAUCAGGCUUAGGUUCUGGUUUAGCAAAUUGCAUUAAUCUCUCAAAUUUGACACUUGAUCUUCGUUCUAAUUAAAUUGAUGUCGAAGGUGCAUCAGGCUUAGGUUCUGGUUUAGCAAAUUGCAUUAAUCUCUCAAAUUUGACACUUGACCUUUCUUUCAAUUUAAUUCAUAACGAAGGUGCAUCAGGCUUAGGUUCUGCAUUAGCAAAUUGCAUUAAUCUCUCAAAUUUGACACUUGACCUUUAGUGGAAUGGAAUUCAUGACGAAGGUGCAUCAGGCUUAGGUUCUGCAUUAGCAAAUUGCAUUAAUCUCUCAAAUCUGACACUUUAACUUUAGGAUAAUUAUAUUGGUGAUGAAGGUGCAUUAGACUUAGGUUCUGGUUUAGCAAAUUGCAUUAAUCUUUCAAAUUUGACAAUUAACCUUGAUGGCAGUCAAAUUGGUACUAUGGGUGCAUCAGGCUUAGGUUCUUGUUUAGCAAAUUGCAUUAAUCUCUCAAAUUUGACUCUUCACCUUUACUAAUAUCAAUUUAAUUAUUAUGGAAGUAAGCCUGAAAUUGGUGAUGAAGGCGCAUAAGGCUUAGUUUCUGGUUUAUCAAAUUGCAUGAAUCUCUCAAAUUUGACACUUUAUCUAGAGUAAAAAUAGUUUAUUUAUUUUGGAUUGUGA